GAAGAGGAAGGAUAAGAUGCUCACAGAUAUACUUUGCGUGGCCGCUCUCUGGCUGGUGCGUGUGACGUCAUUACACGCCGAACAGGUGUUCGUUUCUAGAGGAGACAGCAGCUUUGAGUUUGCAAAUUUCAAUUUAUUGGAAAACAAGAUGCUACAAGCUCUUCAAAUAAUCGCCGCCGUUAACACGAAAGACAUUGUCGAUUGCGCGUUAGAGUGUCUCAAAAAAGAAUCAUGUCAGUCUGUCAAUUAUAAAGAUAAGUCAUGUGACCUACUGGACGCCACGAAGUAUAACAACGAGUCUGCACUCCAACUCGGCAGCGGUGUCACUCAUUUGUUUCUCAAGUCAGCCUGUGAUUUGUCUCCUUGUCGUAACGGAGCAACCUGCCAUCCACUACACAACAAUGGCUCAUACCGCUUUGCAUGCAGACUCCAUUACAUCGGGCAAAUGUGAGGUAGGUGGUACAAUACGAACACGCCAUGAAUGCGCAACACACGAUCACGCGACACACGGACAGAACACACGAACACACGGACGGAACACACGAACACGCAACACACGGACGGAAC
Messenger RNA from Nematostella vectensis (starlet sea anemone), 567 nucleotides. RefSeq lists its product as uncharacterized. The coding region runs from base 17 to 451 and encodes 144 amino acids. The transcript has 3 exons. The record is from RefSeq and is a predicted model, not a curated record. NCBI's taxonomy places the organism in Eukaryota, Metazoa, Cnidaria, Anthozoa, Actiniaria, Edwardsiidae.